GCAAGUUGCAUCUCUCUGGUCAUAAAUCUCUAAAACAGACACGUUGUCGCGUGGAGACCACUCGCUAUCUCAAGUGUCAAUCCAGUCACGAUCAAAGUGGAAAGAGCAGAGUUGUUACUGAAAACUCCUUCGGCCAUGAAGAGGACGAAACCACGAGGUCCACCAAAUUUCUGCAAAACUCCAAAACAUUAUCCGCCACUGCGGUGAAGCGGCUCCCUCGUCGUUAUUGCGUGUACGCCACUCUCUCCCAUGCUCCUAUGCUUCUGCCCUUGCCACACACCUCACUUCCUCAUGAGUCGGUUAUCUCCGGCCACCGGAAUCUCUCCCCGCCUCCACUGCUCCGUUGAUCGUGGCUCCACGGAUGGACGAUUCAGAUUCGGAUUCCGGAGAAACGAGGUUCCGUUUAAACGCCGCUUGAGAUUCGUAAUCAAGGCGGAGCUCUCUGAGGCCUUUUCUCCCGAUUUAGGUUUGGAUUCUCAGGCUGUGAAAUCUCGCGAUACCUCAAACUUGCCUUGGAUCGGUCCAGUUCCAGGGGACAUUGCUGAGGUUGAAGCAUACUGCAGAAUCUUUAGAUCAGCUGAGCGACUCCAUGGAGCUUUGAUGGAGACGCUAUGCAACCCUGUUACUGGUGAAUGUCGAGUACCGUAUGAUUUCUCACCCGAGGAAAAGCCGUUGUUGGAGGACAAGAUAGUAUCGGUGCUUGGUUGUAUACUAUCUCUUUUGAACAAAGGAAGGAAAGAGAUUCUCUCUGGGAGGUCAUCUUCUAUGAACUCGUUUAGUUUGGAUGAUGUUGGGGUUGCGGAGGACACACUUCCACCGCUUGCCGUUUUCAGGGGUGAAAUGAAACGGUGUUGCGAGAGCUUACACAUUGCUCUCGAGAAUUAUCUGACGCCUGAUGAUGAAAGAAGUGGGAUUGUUUGGAGGAAGUUACAGAAGCUUAAGAAUGUCUGCUACGACGCAGGUUUUCCUCGCAGCGAUAGUUACCCUUGUCAGACGCUAUUCGCGAAUUGGGACCCUAUUUACUCGUCAAAUAUGAAAGAGGACACUGACUCCUACGAGUCUGAGAUUGCUUUUUGGAGGGGAGGACAAGUAACCCAAGAAGGAUUGAAGUGGCUACUUGAAAAAGGGUUUAAAACGAUUGUUGACCUGAGAGCUGAAAACGUUAAGGAUACUUUCUAUCAGGCGGCACUUGAUGAUGCGAUCUCAACCGGGAAAAUUACAUUGGUGAAAAUUCCAAUUGAAGUCAGGAUGGCUCCUUUAGCUCAGCAGGUCGAGCUUUUUGCUUCUGUUGUAUCAGACUCCAGCAAAAGGCCGAUCUAUGUUCACAGUAAAGAAGGUGUUUGGAGAACGUCUGCGAUGGUCUCCAGGUGGAAGCAGUACAUUACACGUCCGAAAGAAAUACCAGUUUCAAAAGAGUCGAAGCGUCAGGAGGUUUCUGAAACUAAGGUGAGACUGAAUGUUGAUAAGGAAGUGCCUGAUCAGCAGACUGAUAGAGUCUCUGAAAUCAAUGAGAUUGAUAGUAGCUCCACUUCGAAUCAGAGCCAAGAAUCUGGUAGCAAUGAGGGUGAUACACCUGAAUUUAAUAUGGUGAGUGAUCCUCUUAAAGCUCAAGUUCCAACGGGAAAUAUCUUUUCAAGAAAAGAAAUGUCUAAAUUCCUGAGGAACAAAGGUAUUGCUCCGGCUGGUUAUCUUAGUAAUCAGUCCAAAAAACUGGGAAUAGUUCCGAGUCCGCAAAUCUCAUAUACGGGAGUUACAAGCGGAUACCAGAUUGCUGAUUCUGUAAGAGGACUUGCCGAGACAGGAAACUCCAAUGGAACCCUUCUACCUGCAAGUUCUCAAAUUUUAGAUGUCGCCAAUGGGAAGUUUUCAAAUGGAAAUGUGCAUGCUUCUGAUAACACCAAUACAAGUGUAUCGGAUAACGGGGGAAAUGGCUUCUCUGCAGGGCCUAUUGUUGUGCCCCCAAGUGAUAACUUGAGUCGCACUGUAGUUUCCCAAACUGUUCGAGAUUCUAAAAGAAACAAUAAUGCUUCUUCGUCGGAUUCCAGUGAUGACGAAGCUGGAGCUAUUGAGGGAAAUAUGUGCGCUUCAUCCACUGGUGUGGUAAGGGUGCAGUCGAGAAAGAAAGCAGAGAUGUUCUUAGUACGAACUGAUGGAAUCUCUUGUACAAGGGAAAAGGUUACAGAAUCCUCGCUAGCCUUCACACAUCCGAGUACUCAACAACAAAUGCUUCUUUGGAAAACUACCCCAAAAACUGUCUUACUGCUUAAGAAGCUUGGGCUAGAACUCAUGGAGGAAGCUAAAGAGGCUGCAUCUUUCUUGUAUCACCAAGAAAAGAUGACUGUUCUUGUUGAACCCGAGGUGCAUGAUGUAUUUGCCAGGAUUCCAGGGUUUGGCUUUGUCCAGACCUUUUACAUUCAGGACACAAGCGAUCUCCAUGAAAGGGUUGAUUUUGUGGCAUGCUUAGGAGGGGAUGGGGUGAUAUUACAUGCAUCAAAUUUGUUCAAAGGAGCUGUCCCUCCCGUUGUAUCAUUUAACCUGGGGUCCCUUGGAUUUCUCACUUCACAUCCAUUUGAGGAUUUCAGGCAAGACCUCAAACGGGUAAUUCAUGGGAACAACACGCUAGAUGGGGUGUAUAUAACUCUUCGAAUGCGUCUUCGUUGUGAAAUCUAUCGUAAAGGAAAAGCAAUGCCUGGCAAAGUGUUUGAUGUUCUGAACGAGAUUGUUGUUGAUCGAGGAUCCAACCCAUACCUUUCUAAGAUUGAAUGUUAUGAACACGACCGUCUUAUCACCAAGGUACAAGGUGAUGGAGUUAUAGUAGCGACUCCCACAGGAAGUACUGCUUAUUCUACAGCAGCUGGAGGUUCCAUGGUGCAUCCAAACGUCCCUUGCAUGUUGUUUACUCCGAUCUGCCCACAUUCCCUCUCGUUCAGACCAGUCAUUCUUCCAGAUUCUGCAAAGCUUGAACUGAAGAUUCCAGAUGAUGCUCGAAGCAAUGCAUGGGUUUCGUUUGAUGGAAAGAGAAGGCAACAACUUUCAAGGGGAGAUUCGGUGAGAAUAUACAUGAGCCAACAUCCACUCCCGACAGUCAACAAGUCUGAUCAGACCGGUGAUUGGUUUAGAAGCUUGAUCCGUUGCUUAAACUGGAACGAGCGCCUUGAUCAAAAGGCUCUUUGAUGAUUGAUUCACUUCAUUCAUCAACACAUACAUAAACAUAGAAGGGUACAAAGUUCUAUUUGUUUCACCCAUCCCUCCUUUACUGUACAGAUUCACAUUCUCUAUAAUUCUCACUACUAUUGAUCAUUUGAUAUCAGUUCUAAAAGAAAUAAGAAAACUUUGAAUUA
Molecule: messenger RNA, 3341 nt
Organism: Brassica napus (rape)
Lineage: Eukaryota; Viridiplantae; Streptophyta; Magnoliopsida; Brassicales; Brassicaceae
Product: NAD kinase 2, chloroplastic
Exons: 8
Coding region: 250-3174 (974 amino acids)
Biological process (GO): NADP+ biosynthetic process; NAD+ metabolic process
Molecular function (GO): NAD+ kinase activity
Source: RefSeq, a predicted model, not a curated record